CUCUUCACAUCCUUCUAAAACCCUAUAAGUACCCACACCCUCUCUUCAUAUAUCUUCAUCUCUCACUCUCUCAAAGACACUGAAUAAAUCCUUAAAACAAACUUUUGAAAGAAAAAAAUGGCUUCAAAGAACUCAGCCUCUAUUGCUCUUUUCUUCGCCCUUAACAUCAUAUUCUUCACCUUAACCGCUGCAACAGAUUGUGGUUGCAACCCAAGUCCUAAGCACAAGCCUGUCCCAAGUCCUAAACCCAAGCCGGUCCCAAGUCCCAAACCCAAGCCGGUCCCAAGUCCUUCAGUACCAAGUCCUUCGGUCCCAAGUCCUAACCCUAGGCCGGUCACGCCUCCGAGAACCCCUGGCUCAUCUGGAAACUGUCCUAUCGAUGCUCUCAGACUCGGUGUAUGUGCGAACGUUUUAAGCAGUCUACUCAACAUUCAAUUGGGUCAGCCAUCAGCUCAACCAUGUUGCUCGCUCAUCCAAGGUUUGGUUGACCUCGACGCUGCCAUUUGUCUUUGCACUGCGCUUAGGGCUAACGUUCUUGGUAUCAACCUUAACGUCCCGAUAUCUCUCAGUGUUCUUCUCAACGUUUGUAACAGAAAGGUUCCGUCUGGCUUCCAAUGUGCUUGAAGGAUAUCAGCUAUGCAUACGAUGUGAUGCCCGUGCACAAAUAUCUUCUUCGAAAUUGUUACAGUAUGAAUAAAUGCAUGUAAGCUAUAGAGUUUAUGUUUUAAAUUUUGAAUUUGUUAAAGUGAAAUAACCAAUGUGUGAGAGUGAGACUUUCUUAGUUUUUUUUUUCCGUCAACGUUCCUGUAUUCCGGUCUUGUAUGCUUUUGUAGCAAUCUAUUACUAUUUUCAACCCGUUUAAUAAAAGAGAUUUUGUACUCAUUUUCAAAUUCUUGCGUUACAAAUUAUAAUUUAAAUCUUUAAAUUGAC
Arabidopsis thaliana (thale cress) is the source of this 930-nucleotide messenger RNA. It is a transcript of the gene EARLI1, whose product is annotated as Bifunctional inhibitor/lipid-transfer protein/seed storage 2S albumin superfamily protein. Bases 118 to 624 code for a protein of 168 amino acids. The record is from RefSeq and is marked reviewed. NCBI's taxonomy places the organism in Eukaryota, Viridiplantae, Streptophyta, Magnoliopsida, Brassicales, Brassicaceae. The transcript has a single exon.